Molecule: messenger RNA, 753 nt
Organism: Penicillium maclennaniae
Lineage: Eukaryota; Fungi; Ascomycota; Eurotiomycetes; Eurotiales; Aspergillaceae
Product: alpha/beta hydrolase
Exons: 1
Coding region: 1-753 (250 amino acids)
Source: RefSeq, a predicted model, not a curated record
AUGCCUGAAUCCACAACAGUCCUCUUUGUCCCCGACGCAUGGCAUAGUCCUGACUGCUUCGAUACGGUGAUUCAAAGACUCGAGGCAGCCAAUUACGCGACCUGCAAGGUCCAUCUACCCUCUGUCAACCCACCCAGUCAUUAUCUUGACUUCUCAGCUGAUGUAUCACACAUCCGCGCUCAGAUCGAAGCCGCAGUGGAUGCGGGUCAAAAUGUGGUGGUUGUCGUUCACUCUUAUGGCAGCCUUCCAUCAAACGAAGCUAUCAAAAGACUAGACAAAAAGACACGACAAGACAAAGGGCUGAAAGGUGGUGUCUCGCACCUCUUCUUCUGUUGCUCCUUCAUCAUCCCCGAGGGACAAUCGCUGAUUAGUGCCUUUGGCGGGAACGACCUGCCUUGGUUCAAUGUAUCUGACGACCGACUCGAAGUUCACCCCGCGACUCCGAACAAAGUUUUCUACAACGAUUGCGAUGAUGAACAGGUGAAGAAUGCUGUAGCUGCUCUCGGGGCACACAGCUACCAAACCUUCCAUAGCCCGUGCACUUAUGCAGCGUGGAAACACGUCCCGAGUACCUAUCUUUAUUGUCUGAAGGAUGCAGCGAUCCCAUUGCCCGUGCAGGUGAUGAUGGUAGAGGAGAUGGCUAAGGGCUUCGACAUAAAGACAGAAACGGUCGAUGCGUCGUACAGUCCCUUUUACAGCAAGCCCGACGAGUUAAGCGCCGCAAUUCGACGUGCGGCAGGCGAUGACGUUUGA